Vigna umbellata (rice bean) is the source of this 2187-nucleotide messenger RNA. The record is from RefSeq and is a predicted model, not a curated record. Lineage: Eukaryota; Viridiplantae; Streptophyta; Magnoliopsida; Fabales; Fabaceae.
AGAGAAAAUCCGAAAAAGCCCCUAAAAUGUUCCAGAAGCGUUUUCGUCUCCACCUCCUCCCUCUGUCGAAGAAGCAUCGUCAGUUUCCUCUUCCACGUAACGUGGUUACCGUCUGUGACGGAGUUCAACAGCCCUCAGACGCCACCAUAGCCAAUCUGGUCCUCGAAUCAGACCCACUCACUCUCUCCGAGGCCCUAUUCAAGCCCACAAUCCAAUGGGCGCCCGAGCUCGUGAACAAGGUCCUGAAGCGCCUCUGGAACCACGGGCCCAAGGCCCUUCAAUUCUUCAAACACCUGGACCGCCACCCUGCCUACAUCCACUGCGCCUCGUCGUUCGACCACGCCAUCGACAUUGCGGCCCGCAUGCACGACUACAACGCCGCAUGGGCCUUAGUAGGCCGCAUGCGAUCUCUCCGCCGCGGCCCAACUCCCCGAACCUUCGCCAUCCUCGCCGAACGCUACGCCGCUAACGGAAAACCCCACCGCGCCGUCAGAACCUUCCUUUCCAUGCACGAGCACGGUUGCCGCCAGGACCUGAACUUAUUCAACACCGUCCUCGACAUCCUCUGCAAAUCGAAGCGCGUGGAAAUGGCGCACACCUUGCUCAAAACGUUCCGAUCCAGAUUCAAACUCGAUUGCGUGAGCUACAACAUAAUCGCAAACGGUUAUUGCUUAAUUAAACGCACGCCGAUGGCGUUGCAGGUUCUGAAGGAUAUGGUGCAGCGAGGGAUAAACCCUACGAUGGUCACCUACAACACAUUGCUGAAAGGGUAUUUUCGGAGUAAUCAGAUUAAGGAGGCUUGGGAGUUUUACUUGGAGAUGAAGAAGAGGAAGUGCGAGAUUGAUGUUGUGACUUACACUACUGUGAUUCACGGGUUUGGGGUGGCGGGUGAGGUCAAGAAAUCUCGUAGGGUUUUUGAUGCGAUGGUGAAGGAGGGUGUGGAUCCUAGUGUCGCCACGUGUAAUGCGUUGAUUCAGGUUUUGUGUAAGAAGGAUAGCGUGGAGAAUGCGGUGGUGGUUUUUGAGGAGAUUGUGAGGAAGGGGUUGUGUGUGCCGAAUGUGGUUACUUACAACAUUGUUAUCAGAGGUUAUUGUCAUGUUGGGGACAUGGAGAGGGCAUUAGGGUUUAUGAGUAGAAUGGGGGAACAUGGUUUGAGGUGUUCUGUUCAGACUUAUAAUGUUGUGAUUAGGUACUUUUGUGAUGCUGGGGAGAUUGAGAAGGGUUUGGAGAUGUUUGAGAAGAUGAGGGACGAGCCUUGCUUGCCCAAUUUGGAUACUUACAAUGUUCUGAUCAGUGCCAUGUUUUUGAGGAAGAAAUCGGAGGAUUUGGUGGUGGCUGGGAAAUUGUUGAUGGAGAUGGUUGAUAGAGGGUUCUUGCCGCGGAAGUUUACUUUCAAUAGGGUGUUGAAUGGACUUGUUAUUACUGGGAAUCAGGAUUUUGCUAAGGAGAUUCUGAGAAUGCAGAGCAGGUGUGGCCGUAUUGUUCGGCGUUUGAAAUUGUGAGAUUUUCAAUAGUUGGGUUUGGAACACAACCCACAUGUUUUUUCAGCAGUUGAAAGUGCAUGGUGCAUGGUAUUGGAGAGCAUGUUCCUCAUUCUGUAAUUUGGACGAAGUUUCUGUGAUCUAGUGUGGGGAACUCACUGGUGGAUGAUGAACCCACCAUUGCUGAAAAUCUUGCUUUCAGGGUCUUCUCAUCCAGCUUUGCUGCAUUGGGUUGAUGCUACAAGAUUGGCUUGACAUUUUCUGGAUGAAGAGGUAAGGAUGAAUUCUGAGUUUGGUCACUCUAGCAUGUUGAAAAAGAUGAGCAUAUGGGUCUUGUUGACUCCGACCCGGCCAAAUUUAACGGAAUAGGUCGGCCGGUUCGGCCGGCUUUCAACCUGACUCUGGGAAACUUGUUUAUGCAUGAACAAUGCUUAACAGGGGCCAAUUUUGUUGCCCGUUUUGGUUCCUUCAAGCAUACACAGAAUUCACCAAUUGCUUUUCAUAAGAGUUCUGCAGAUGAUCCAGUUGCACCAUCCUUCAGAAUAUAGGGAUGAUGUUGGGCAAGAUAAUGAUGGAGCUCUUUAAUCAACGAUUCAUCUUCCUUGCCUCUGAUGUAAAUUCAACUAUUUUUGAAUUAAGAGUUCUUUGUAAUCUCUCUGUAUUAUUUGUUAGGAAGAAGUAAUUGUGUGGAAAUCAAAUUGUGGUA